AUUCUUGGUUCUUUCGGUAAAGUCACGUAAAAGGGAAGUAAUAAAGUAAUAAAAUAAUAUAAUUAAUAUAAUCAAAGAAUAUAAAUAAUAAACAAAAACAUUCUCACGAAGUUUCGACUGCAACACAAGCAAUCAUCAUCAUCAGAUCGAAACAGGACACCAGGCUUUCCCAAAGAUGCUCAUAUGGGGACACACACAAGAGUGACUGAACCAAACUCCGCACAACACGGAUUGUGUUGUAAGCCAUGGCCCAUUGCUCGGAGGACCAGGCCAUAGAAAUGUGGAGUGGAAGCAGUCCAAAUGAUGAAGAAGACCUGCUGCAUUCAGAGCACGAGGGUGCACGGCUCCUGGAGGACCGGACACCUUCCAAUCCCCCAACUCCGGGCUCACUUGGAACGGGCUGUUUUUUUCGAGAUGGCAAAACAAGAAUCGAUUUCAUGUUGGUUUGGGAGGAUGUCUUGGAAGGCAACAAGAAGCUCCUGAAGACCAAGAACACGUAUCAGGAGAUGGAAAACGAGGAGACCGUGCCUCCACAAUCCAUCGACGAGCACGACAGCCUCCGCAAGAUCUUCCUCACGAACCUGAGCAAAAUCGGACUGCUAAUAGAGGAGGACAUCAUGCAAGGGGAGAAGAUUAACAUCCAUUAUCUGAAGCUUCAUGCACCGUGGGAAGUGCUGCAACGCUACGCAGAGGAGAUCAACCUCAGAAUGCCACUGCAAAUCCAUCCAAUGACCAAGACGCACUUUUCGGAGAGGCUGUUAAAGUUCCUGCGUCUCCCAAACAUAAUGCAUGCAGAUCUUCCGCGGGAGCCCCAAGAAUACUACAGCUGCUUCUUCCGCAAGUCCAAACUCGAUCGGUUCCUUGGCAGUGACCGCCCAGAAACAUUCUUCUCCAAUACCCAGCGGCAUGUCAUCGUCAAAGAGAUCUUAAACACAACGCCAUAUGGGAAGCGGAAGAAGGCCGAGGUCGGCCUUGAUCGGAUGUUGAGGGACCAUAUCUUCUCUGCGGCCUUCCCUUUGCACGAGGGAAGCUACGAUGGGACGUACCUGGGCUUGGCCCCGGAACAGAUGACUCGCCGCCAGGUGCUCUACAAAUACUGGGCCCGCUGGGGCUGUUGGUUCAAGUACCAGCCCCUGGACCACAUCCGCGAAUACUUCGGGGAGAAAAUCGCCUUCUACUUCGCCUGGCUCGGAUUCUACACCUGCUGGCUUCUCCCACCUGCCUUGGUGGGACUAGUUGUGUUUUUCGUGGGAUGGUUGACGCUUCACAAUGACAGCACAAUAAAAGAAAUCUGUGAAAAUGGCAGCCAUUACCAGAUGUGCCCUCUCUGUGACACCUGCAAAGUGUGGAACCUGUCAAACACCUGCAACAUGGCUAAGAUGGGCCACAUAUUCGACUACCCAGGAACGAUUUUCUACAGCAUCUUCAUCUCCCUCUGGUCUGUGAGCUUCUUGGAAUACUGGAAGAGGAAGAGCUCCUGCCUCACGUACCACUGGGGAUGCACACUGGUGCACGAAGAGGAGCGGCCCCGGCCAGAGUAUGCUGCCCUAGCCCCCCUCAUUCGGGAGAAUCCCAUCACGGGAGAAAAGGAACCGUACUUCUCCGAAAACGAUCGCACUCCAAGGACUGUCACCGGAUCAAUCGUCCUCUUCCUGAUGAUCUCUGUGGUUCUAAUAUUCCUGGUCACUGUGAUACUGUACGAAGCCCUUCUAAGCAUUUCAAUCUUCAAGACUGGCAAUUGGUUCCUCGCGACGCAGGCGACGAAUAUCGCGAACAUGACUGGCACCUUGAUGUUCCUCGUGCUGAUCGUGAUCAUGUCGCGCUUGUACACGACUAUGGCAGACUAUCUCACCAGAUGGGAAAUGCACCGGACACAGUCGGAGCACGAGAACGCUUUAACCGUCAAGGUGUUCAUCUUCCAGCUGGUCAAUUUCUACUCCUCGCCCGUGUACGUGGGCUUCUUCAAGGGCAAGUUCAAUGGGUAUCCAGGAAACUACGGAUCCCUUUUUGGAACUCGAAAUGAAAACUGUCCCCAAGGUGGCUGCCUGAUCGAGCUGGCUCAACAGCUGUUCAUCAUCAUGGUGGGGAAGCAGAUCCUUAACAACCUGCAGGAGCUUAUCGUCCCGAUAAUCCAGCAGUGGAGGCAGCGAAAGAAGCUGGAUGAGAUCCGAGGCAAGCGUCUGGUACAGGAGCUCAACAUCUGGGAGGACGACUAUGAGCUCCUGCAUAACACUGGCCUUUUCGACGAGUACCUGGAAAUGGUGAUGCAGUUUGGGUUCAUCACCAUCUUCGUCAUGGCGUUUCCGCUGGCUCCGCUCUUCGCGCUCAUCAACAACUGGGUGGAGAUCCGUCUGGACGCGCGCAAGUUUGUGUGUCGGUACCGGCGCUCGGUGGUGGAGCGCGUCAGGGGCAUCGGCGUCUGGUUCGACAUCCUCUCUGGCCUCGCCCACAUCUCCAUCAUCUCCAACGCCUUUUUGAUAGCGUUCACCUCUGACUUCCUUCCCCGCCUACUCUACCGAUACACCUACAAGUCGUCACUGGACGGUUACGUCGAUUUCACGUUGGCCUACGCUCCCCGUGAAUACGUGGCCGCCAAUCACACCAUGUGCAGAUACAAAGACUUCCGAGAUCAAGAUGGGAACCUGACGCUCUUUUACUGGAAGCUCCUGGCUGUGCGUUUGAGCUUUGUGAUUAUCUUUGAGCACCUGGUGUUUCUUGUGGCUCGAGCAAUAGAUUGGCUCAUUAUGGAUGUGGCUCCUGAUCUAAAGGUAAAAAUUAAACGGGAAGAGUUCCUGGCAAAGCAAGCUCUGUCCGAAGACCAGAAAACACUGGAAAAGCUGAUGGUUGACAUGCAGCCAGAGAGGAGGCACGGAGAGCCCAGGGACACGAGCAGGCGGAGAUUCGAAGCGAAACUGAGUAGUGUGGGCGGAAUCUUUAAUAUGAACAAGUGAAUUAAAAAAAAGCCUUGUUGUCCUGACUGAAUGGCCCGAAAUGUACCAGAUCUCAGAAGGAACUCGGACGCUAAGUGGGGUUUGAACCUGGUUUCUGCUUUUAUGGGUGACCACCAUGCGUAACAGAUUGUUAUCGGAUCUGGGGCGAUGUGGUGGGCAGCAGAGGGCAGUGUAGUAAAAUCAGUUGUUGUGCUGUACUAUGAUCCAAUGUUUGUGCACUAUAUACCAACCCCAUGCUGAUCAACGUGGUCAAGUGUGACCUGUACGGUGUGGGGAGGCCAUCAUCCAGCAGUGGAUUAAUUAAAAGGCUGUACACGCAAAUGUACAUUUUCACAUAGGCAGUACAGUAUAAUAUUGGGCAGUGUUUAGGAUUUUUUGUGGUAUUUAAACUACAAAAUGAAUAUAUUAAUUAGCAUGUAGAAAAGAACAAGGCAGAGAAGCAGCUAAACUGGUGUCCUAAAUUAUUUCAUGUUAUUUAAAAUAUAUAUAUUCCUGUUCUUAAGUGUAUUUUAAUAUGGUAGAAAGACACUUCAAUAGGAGACGUUGCGUUUAUGAUAUGUAGCAGUCAAAGAACUUGCAUUUGUAGAAUUUUCAUACUUUUAUGCUUAUGUUAUUAAAUAAGUGCAAAAAAUGCUUGAACUAGUCAUUUGCACAAAUAAACAUUUUUAAUUGCAAGCAGCAAUUCUAAGUUGCUUCAAA
Lethenteron reissneri (Far Eastern brook lamprey) is the source of this 3650-nucleotide messenger RNA. RefSeq names its product anoctamin-7-like. Gene Ontology annotation, cellular component: plasma membrane. Gene Ontology annotation, biological process: chloride transmembrane transport. Gene Ontology annotation, molecular function: chloride channel activity; protein dimerization activity. NCBI's taxonomy places the organism in Eukaryota, Metazoa, Chordata, Hyperoartia, Petromyzontiformes, Petromyzontidae. The record is from RefSeq and is a predicted model, not a curated record.